This is a messenger RNA of Lepisosteus oculatus (spotted gar), 717 nucleotides long. Lineage: Eukaryota; Metazoa; Chordata; Actinopteri; Semionotiformes; Lepisosteidae. The record is from RefSeq and is a predicted model, not a curated record.
AUGAUUCUAGGUGCAGCUCUGACGGCUCACUUUGACCACGGGAGCACUGCGCCCCCGGGGUCACACGCACACACUGAACAGCACACGCACCUGCCUCACUGUGUCUGUCUCUCCCAGGUGCUCAGUGAGCUCAUCAACAGCUUGUACGCGCCGGGACAGAAGCCCAUCAAGAAGAUCCAGCACUCAGACAUGGCCUUCAAGCAGAUGGAGCAGGUGUCGCAGUUCCUGCAGGCAUCCGAGCGCUACGGCGUCGUCAAGACAGACAUAUUCCAGACCGUGGACCUGUGGGAAGGAAAAGACCUGGCCGCCGUCCAGAGGACCCUGAUGGCUCUGGGCAAUCUGGCUGUCACCAAGAACGACGGCAACUACCGCGGCGACCCCAACUGGUUCCACAAGAAAGCCCAGGAGAAUCGACGGGACUUCAGCGAUGACCAGCUGAAGGAAGGACAGAGUGUAAUCGGACUGCAGAUGGGCACCAACAAGGGGGCGUCCCAAGCUGGCAUGACGGGGUAUGGCCGGCCUCGGCAGAUCAUCAACUGAGCCCAUCCGUGCCCCCUGCAGGGCAGCACAGAGACAAGCACCCCUAUUUACCAUUGGCCAACAUGCCUGCCCUGCUGCUCCCACCCCUCUCCUGGCCACAGAGCCAAUCACUGAGGCCAGGUCUCUUCCCCCACACUCUGUACAGUCUUACAGGGUCUCCUCCCCAGGCCACACAGC